UGAAGAUAGUUGGCGACUUUUAUCAAGUCUCGGGCUUUGGGCCAGAGAAAACACCCGCUCCUCCUAGACGCCCAUCAGCAUCGCCGGCUGCCGCGAACAGUGCGCCUGCACCACAAAAUCCUACUCCCCCACAAACCAGCCCCUUAUUCCAGGGUCCAACAUCUCAGCCUGUUGGGUCUAGAAGUUCAACGCAAUCACAACACAGGUAGGCCAAUGAACACAACAGCUCCACCUGUUGGAACAGCAAGCCCUAGCCAAGCAACAGCUAAUCCCGGCUCGCAACACGCACAAUUCACUGGCCGCCGGGCGAGUAGCAUAGCUUCCCCGAUGAAUGAAUCUCCCCGGGGCGGCCCAAGUUCCUUUAGCUACCAGAGUGAGCAGUCUGUAAAUACAGACUCUUUCGAAAGUCAAAAUGACAAUGGCAGUAGUGUUGCAGAUGACAAUCAGGGCGAUCCCAUGGAUGUGUGCCUAACAUGGCCUGGCUAUCAGCCUUUUCCAACAAUCCACCACGAGAGCUUUGAAGACUUACAAGUCCCACUGAUUGACGAUGAAGACUAUGAGGAACCCAUUGCUGUUUUCAAUGCGAGGCUGUCACGUUCCGCUAUGGGUCCUGUGGAAUGCGCACCCAGGGCAGAUGUACUUCUACCUUGGAACGAAAUGGGUGAUAUCACACUGGCAGAGUUCAUUGUGUAUUUCCCUAAUCACGCUCUUUGCUGGCCCCGAUUCGCAGCCCUCAUCCGCGAAACCGGUUGGCAGCAUAUGUUCAGUAGGAUCACAACACUCAUCAACGUGUCGCGACUCGGUCCCUCGAGGUUUCGAAACCAAAACCUCGACAAAAGGUUCAUAUACCAGACCACCUGUGAGGAGCUUAUGGAAGAAGCGAUCAAGCAACACAAGAAUGAUCCAAAUUACUCCAUCGUUCAGGGCCCUAACUCUAUAGGACACACGUACAUUAGGGAGGAGGGCGAUUUCUCUGAGUUUAACGAACUGAAGUAUAUUCCUCAGGCAUGGCACCACGAACCACGUUUUGUGGAGGGUCUAACCACCAUACCGCUAAGUGAAGCUGGCAACUGGGUCGAAUAUCAUCCCUUCCCCGGCCGCGUCUUCACACAGCGGAUGCUCCAUGCGAUAAACCCCAAAUUAUAUCCCAAGGUUCCACCUGCGCCUCCAGACGAUAAUCCACCUCCUGCUCUAGUCGCUACUAUGAUAGAGGAGCACAAGCAAAUUCGGCCCAGAAAUUCACUGAAGAGUAAGUGGAGGGCCGGCUAUCCUCCCAAAGAUGAUCCGACUAUGACUUUGGACAUAUUAAAACGUAACUAUCCACUCGAUAUUGAAGGGGAAGCUUACCUGUGGGUCCUCCUCACGCACACUAAUCAGCAAAUCAUUAGAGAAGGGUUUGUGCCACCCCAUAUCUUCCAGAGAUGGGGCGGGGAGAGACAUGGCGGGAUGGAAAAAGGGCUAAACGAGUUAAGAAGCAGAUUCGUGAAAGCGAUCCGAGAAAGAGCUAAGAAUCGGGGCAGCACCUUCCAAAUUCAGAGACGCGACUAUCUUGAUGAAGUGAACGAGCACAAGAGCAGGCCCGAACUAAUCGACGAUAAUGACCGAGACUACCCCAAAUUUGAUACCGAUGAAAAGAAACCGAAAAGCCAUGAAAUCGGAAACCCACCUCCGCCACACGGCGCCCAAAGGACCCAACCCAAGCAACCAGGUGGUGAAGCGCAACCAAGUGCCACGCCGCCCACUGCCGGGGGAGGUAGCGGUAAUGCACCAGGUGGUGGUGCCCCGACCCAGCCCA
Mytilinidion resinicola is the source of this 1795-nucleotide messenger RNA. RefSeq lists its product as uncharacterized. The record is from RefSeq and is a predicted model, not a curated record. The transcript has 3 exons. NCBI's taxonomy places the organism in Eukaryota, Fungi, Ascomycota, Dothideomycetes, Mytilinidiales, Mytilinidiaceae. The annotation marks the transcript as partial.